UUAAUUCAAAAAAGUAAAUUAGCAGAUAACCUAACAGUGGGUAUAGGUACAAUAAAGGAUUGGACUAUCUUAACAAAUCUACUGCUAAAAUAUGAGGCAGCAGCAAAUACAGCAAUUAACAAAGAAAAAUCCAAACUAUUACUUCUAACAAAAAAAGCACUUCAGACAGAACUGCCAGGAGAGACAAGUUUUGACAAAUUAGAGAAAAACAAGACAAUUAGAAUUCUAGGGUUUGAGGAAAACAAAGAAGAACAGCCAAGCAAAACUCUAUGGGAUUCAGUUACCACAAAGAUUAAAAAGCUAACAGAUAGCAUGAAUAGAUGA
Messenger RNA from Dentiscutata erythropus, 324 nucleotides. The record is from the annotation of a GenBank genome assembly. NCBI's taxonomy places the organism in Eukaryota, Fungi, Glomeromycota, Glomeromycetes, Diversisporales, Gigasporaceae.